UUCCGGUGAGGAAGCUAACAGGUUAGCGGCGCAGCUCGGGUUGUUGACCACAGUCAGGAUCCGUCUCUGCGGGUUUUGUCGCGUUAAUCGGAAGAACCAGCAGAGGAACCAGCUGCAGGUCUCCAGAGCGGGUCCCAGCUGCUGUCCAGGCCGGAGGAGAGCAGCCGAAGCCCCGCAGAGAUGCCCGAGACGGAGAGUUACUCCAACCCUCUGGCCCCUGAGGGCCACGAGCUGGACGACCACAGAGCGGCGGCUCAGUCCAAACUGACCAAUGAUGACUUCAGGAAGCUGCUGAUGACGCCGAGGGCGACGCCCUCCUCAGCCCCGCCCUCUAAAUCCAGACACCAUGAAAUGCCGAGGGACUACAACGAGGACGAGGAUCCUGCAGCGAGGAGGAGGAAGAAGAAGAGCUACUAUGCUAAGCUACGUCAGCAGGAGAUGGAGCGAGAGAGAGAGCUGGCCGAGAAAUACCGCGACCGAGCGAGAGAGCGCCGAGAUGGCGUCAACAAGGACUACGAAGAAACCGAACUCAUCAGCACCACCGCCAACUACAGAGCUGUGGGCCCCACGGCCGAGGCAGACAAGUCGGCAGCAGAGAAACGUCGUCAGCUGAUCCAGGAGUCGAAGUUUUUGGGUGGUGACAUGGAGCACACUCACUUGGUGAAGGGUCUCGACUUCGCUCUGCUGCAGAAG
Messenger RNA from Plectropomus leopardus (leopard coralgrouper), 693 nucleotides. The record is from RefSeq and is a predicted model, not a curated record. Lineage: Eukaryota; Metazoa; Chordata; Actinopteri; Perciformes; Serranidae.